This is a messenger RNA of Fusarium pseudograminearum CS3096, 807 nucleotides long. RefSeq lists its product as uncharacterized. The transcript is spliced from 2 exons. The record is from RefSeq and is a predicted model, not a curated record. NCBI's taxonomy places the organism in Eukaryota, Fungi, Ascomycota, Sordariomycetes, Hypocreales, Nectriaceae. The coding region runs from base 1 to 807 and encodes 268 amino acids.
AUGACUGGAGGAAAGAAGGAGGGUUCAACCAAUCCGUCAGCUGUCCGGAUUCGUGACAACCAACGACGGUCCCGUGCACGGCACAAGGAGUAUGUCGAGGGCUUGCAGAAGAAGCUUCAAGACUAUGAGCGUCGAGGUGUCGAGGCCACUUUGGAGAUGCAGCAGGCAGCUCGGAGCGUUGCUGUCGAAAACUCCCGCCUAAAAAUUCUGCUGGGUUAUCAUGGUGUCACUAAUGAUGACGUUGAAAAGUUCCUGCAAAGCUUCCCUGAUCAGUCAGUUUCCGACGCCGCAAAGGCAACCAUUUCGCAGUCGACCGCCGGCCAACCACCCAUCGCCCUCGCACCCAAGAUGCCUCUCCAACCCUUAUCAAGAGCGCCGUCAGAUUCUCCAAGGACGUUACCGCUGCCACAAAUCCAACAAGAGACCAGCACAAACACUCGAGAUGUCGUGGACGCAGUGGUAGGGAUCAAGAGAGACUCUCGAAAAGCUGGUUUAGACGGCAGACCAAAGCUCCCCUUGCCGAUAGAACAUCGACAACCACUUUUGCAACCUCGACCUCAAUUGCCCAUGCUGCCAGCACUGCCAUCUCUUGUACUUGGCCAGGGCAGACCAGAACCCCCUCCUCUCGAUAAACUGUCGGUCCUUGCGACAGCCAGCGUGCACCAAGAACCCGAUUCAAAUAAACACCGUCGUUCACAUUCCAACGCCGACAGUCUCCGUGUUCCGAGCCCGUCAAUAAUGGGGCAAAGCUCACCGGCAUCUUCACACACGACCCCCACGAGUCGUCUAAGUUCGACGUCGCCAUGA